AUGAACCCUGCAGUUUUAGAAACAACAAACAUUGGUCUACAGCACCGUCAUGACCAUGGUGACCACGACAUGGGUGGUGGCGAUAGCUGUACCUCAUCACACGCCAUGACAUUCCACGCGGGCGUGUGCCAAGAGAUCCUCUUCAAUGGAUGGAUGACCACCACAGCGUUGGAACUAUUCGGCUCCGCGGUGGCGAUAUUCCUCGCCGCAGUCCUGUAUGAAGGUCUUAAGUACUACAGAGAGGCACUGCACACAAGAGCAACAACUGCAACUGGUGACUCGCAAGUCAAUAUCACCAAGAACGAAUGCGGCAACCAAGGCGCCUGCGGUGGUACUGCUAUAGUGAAAUAUUCGAUGCUCUCAAGCGGUCACAUAAUCCAGACCUUACUCCACAUUGUUCAAUCAACCGCCUCCUACAUCCUGAUGUUGGUGUUCAUGACUUACAACGUUUGGCUGUGCAUAGCACUUAUCCUUGGAUUAGCUGUUGGUUACUUUUUCUUCGGCUGGAGAAAGAGCACCGUGGUUGACGUCACCGAGCAUUGUCAAUGA
Messenger RNA from Parnassius mnemosyne (clouded apollo), 549 nucleotides. The record is from the annotation of a GenBank genome assembly. NCBI's taxonomy places the organism in Eukaryota, Metazoa, Arthropoda, Insecta, Lepidoptera, Papilionidae.